AGUGUUAGAGGAAUAUUUAGUGUUAUUAUUAAUGUGUUUUCUCAUCUGGGAAAAUGAUUUGCAUUUUAAGCAGAACUUCAACAUUUGGACUCAAAGGAGUGAUGUGGUUGGGGAGAAUUUCAGGCAUCGUGCAGGCUGGCAUUAGAAAUGCUCACCGGAAAUGGAGCACAGGCAGCAACUUCAGCCCCUAGAAUUCUUCCUCCUAUGUCACUUCCGUCCUUCAAACCCUUUCUGCAGCCCCUGUCCUUUCUCCUGCAAUGGCGGUGAGCAGGUGGUCUCCUGGUGUCUCUGGAAAAUUCCCAUAUGGAGUCCUGGUUGAGAUGAGGCAGAAGGCUAGGAAGGAGCCUACAGUCCCGGUGUCUCAGCGCCCAGGAGGUUUUUCUAAUGGAGUUGGCAUGCAGAAGCUGGGGCGUACCCUGGGAGCAGCCCUGUGGCUGGAUGAGGGAUGGACAGCAGCACUGGGCGGGUGGAGCUGGGUGCGAGGUCCCCACCGCCUGCCUCCGAGUCCCACUGGCCAGCCCGGGUAGGGUGCUGAAGACAGGCUUCCUCUCUGGUCAAGCUCCGGCUAGCUUGGCAAGUGCAGGCAGGACCCUGGACCUGCCAUAUGGUGCACAUUUUGAGGACAUCAUUAGCAGGUUUGGAAGGUUGUGAUUCUGGUUGUGGGAGAGAAGGAAGCUGGGAGUUGAGCAGGUGGUGGGUGGAGCUAUGCAUGCAACUGAGUGUGAGGAGUGCUUUGGCCAUGCUGGGGUCUCCUCUGGGCUGGAAGCCUUGUCUUCAAGAGGGUUGGGGUAGGAGGCUUUUUAUUAUAGUGGGAAGCCUCAAGCCUGGACCUGGGAAAACACUUUCUGGGUAUGAGGAAUUAAAAUAAACCUUGAAGCACUAUUUAGGAAGAACAUAGUAUCACUUCAUAGAUAUUUUCCCCCCUAAAUGGUUACAAAGUAAAAUGGCAGAGGUACAAAGAGGAAAAUGAAAACCACCCAAUCCCUUCCCUGAGCGAUGGCCCUGUUAUCCUUGGGCUCUGUGGCCAUUUGACCUCUCUCUGGGGAUGGAAGUACAGGAGGAGAGGGGCCACUUCAUAAGACGGAGAUGCUCUCUUCCUGUUCCCUGCCUCUGCAUCGUGCUGGGGAUGUCUGUCCUCAUCAACUAAGAGACCCAUGUAGACCGCAGCUCUGAGAUCUUCUAUUUUUGUAAACAGAACAGUUUGUAGGGAGACGUGAGAUGUUAGGUGGUGCUGGAGAGCCUGGGCUUUGUCUGUUUGGACAAGGCUCCAUCAAGGCAUCCUUUGUCCGACGGUGAGGCAUCUUGAGGGCUCUGGACCCAGAGCUGGUCCUGCAAGAGUCCUGUCUGAGAGCCCAGGCCCCACUCCACUAGGAGGGACAGGAGGGAACAGAGCAGAGCUGAGUCCCUUCACCUACACAAACCCAUACAUGUUUCUAGAGCAGAGUAACUGCUUGUGAAACAGACCAUCAGAGCACAGGGCAGCACCGAGCUGCGUUCUACAGGGCUCUGUCUAGGUGAUCUGGAAGGCUUGGGGAGCUGGCUUCUCCCCUCAUCCAGCAUGUAGCUACCCACAGCCACCUGCAUUUCACAGGGCCAGUGCCUAGGGACACUGGGCUAGAAGCCAGAAUUUCUUUUUUCUUUUUUUUUUUUUCCCCUCUAGCAUUCAUUACUAGUGCAAGCUAGUGCAUCCCAAAGUUUUGGCCCUGCAUGGAUAAUCAAUCCACAAUUUAUCUUCCGUCUAUUGCCAAAGUAAUUUAGCUAAAAUGCAGAUCUCAACUGGUCACUUCCCUGCAUAAAAGCUUCAAUAGCUUUCUAUCGCCUACAGGCAAAAGUCCCUCUUCUGAAAAGCGGCUUGCAAAGCCUGAGUAGCUGGCUCCAUGCCCCCCAGCAAUACGUGGCCUCCUCAGACGCAUCUUCUAGCAAAGGAGAGCUGCUCAGUGACAUCCACAAACCGGGCUGCUUCUCAUCUGCCUGUUUUCCUUCUCUUUGGGAAGCCCCGCGCCCUCACCUUCUGCUUCUGGCUAACUCCUAGGCAUCCUUGAAGGCUUGGCUCAGUAUCCUCUCCUCCAGGAAGCUGUCCCUCACCCUCUCUCCUUUCCCUCCAUCCCAGUCACCAAGCACCACACCCAUAUCCCCAUUGCAUCCUGCAGCUACCUCGUGUCUGCACACGUUGGGCUGGGCAUGCAUCUCUGUCUCUCUCAAGACCUGGAUCCCUUCACUUUGUGUCUCUGGACCCCCCAGUGUGCUGAUAAUGGGGUUGGAACCCACCGUAUUUCUCUUGAAUGAGUUAAUGAUGGGACUGCUAUUUCUCUAACUGUUGCCUUGGAGGCCGUGUCACGUGAUCAUGGAAGAGAGCCAGGGGAGUGGAGGUGAUUCUUGUUACCCAGAGGACGCAGGGUCUGGAUACACGUUUCUGCCAUCUGCCAUCUUCCAGCUUCUUUCUGGUUGGUAGCUUUGGAGCCUGGGGCAGCUGGGGCCAGUCCCGAGCCUGGACUCUGCUGGGCAGUGGCAGGAGCACUGUCUGGAGCUCUCCUGAGGAGCCCACAGAUCCAACUCCCUAGGCCAAGGCUGCAGCCUGGGCAGAGACGCAGAGGCCUGGAGGAGCCUGGGGCACGCGGCCUGCGGGCUGGCUGGGGUUCAGAGUUCGUAUGUGUCUGGAGUGACUGGGCAGGUGUUCAGAAAUGAAGGCUGGCACUGCCGGGUAAGGCCCUUCCCUCCCUGAUGUGACAGCCCUGGAGCCACCGCAGAGGCCCAGUCAGAUCUCUGUUCUAAUUCUGGCUUGGUGUGGAGGAUGAGGAGAGACAGCCCAGAAAGGAAGGCAGACUGUGCAGACCCCAUGUCUUCUGGCCCGCGAGGCCCUCCUCCUGUGCCUGCUUAUCUUAAAGAAUCUGGGAUAAGAGGUGACUUGGGCCCUGGCCGGGAGGCCCCUCCUCAGCUUCAGACAAGGAGGGAGCUCUGGGCAUGAGGCCAUUGAGCAAGAGGCGACGGCAGUGCCCACAACUUACCCUCAGCUCGGCUCUGUUGGGUCCGAGAAGUCGCGUGGAAAGGGCUCCUUGGGGGCCAGUGGUCAGUAAGCUGCAGAAGCCUGGAGCUGGCCUGGAAAUAACCACGUGUAGGAGCCUUCCUUCUCAGCUGAGAGGAAGGAGGACUCACAUGCGGCGAGCACAUGCUUGGAGCCAGGCACAGGUUUGAAAUAAGCCAUUUCAUCUCGAUUCUUAUGACAAGCUCCACGUAGUUUGCUCCUAUUUUACAGAUGCGGAAGCUGAGGCUCAGAGAGGUUAAGCGACUUGUCCCAAAUUGCAUUGUCAAUCAGUGAAGGGGCUGGGAUUUGAGCUAGUCACCUGCCUCUAGGUUCAGUGUGCUUUCUACUCUGCUCCCCUCCAUGCCUCCCCGACCCUUUGCUGAUGACACAUUCCUGAGACCUCAAAGGAGUCCUACUUUGAAUCAUGAAUGGCCUCGCGUUUCCCCAGGGCAUGACGCAAGCUUCGCCACCUCACUCCCACCCUCACCACUUGCUUGUUCCUGUUAGGAAGAUGCUGUUUACAGGAUCACGCAGGAGUUCAGGCUACCACGAUUGCCACUUCCCCUGCUCUUAACCCCCCACCAAACUGCAGGUGGCUUCCCUGGGAGACUCGUGGCAACACCCUCUUGUCCUGUAUGAAGCUUGUACCUUUCUCCACCCAAGUGAGUGACAGCUGGUGGGAUUUUUGCACUGUGGAAUGGGGUACACAAAGACACUGGAGUGAGAAGGCAGGGGCAUGGCCAGUCUAUGUCUAGGAGGUGGUGGCUCCACCUUCCUUGUGGACUCAGCUUUGGAGUCAUGCAGGCUGCUCUCUGGGCACCCCUGUGAGCCAUUUCUUCUGCUGAUAGGGAGGAACGUCCCACUGCCCCGAGAUGGGUUCUGUGCAGAAUCUCCCCAGGGUCAAGACAGGAGCUAGAAUGUAUGUCAUAGAAGGAUAAUCUAAAUGGUGACUGCUGGCUGGUGAGGAGAGGCUAUGGCACCUCCACGGCUGGUGGCCUCUUGCUGAAGUAAGCAUGGUCAGCAUCCCCCCUGCACCCUGUGGAGGUGGCUUAAUGCAUUCCCUUGACUGCAAAGGACUCCUUGCCAAAGAGACCUUCUUCCCCAUGAGGCUGAGGCCUCCUAGGACCCUCAGUGCUCAGGAAAUUAUAACCAGCCACCCCCAUCUCCGUUCAUUGGAGAAGGAGUGACGGCCGCCUCAGUGCCAUUAACUCUGUGCUGUGAUUAAAUGGAUCCCGAGGCGACUCCUGCUCAGGGACACCCCCUGUGGGACUGAUGCCAGGGCUAGGCUUGCCACACAGUGCUCUAUUCCUUCGGUUAUGCACCUUCCUUGGCAGCAUCCACGCUUACCAAGAGGAGUCACUCUGAGCUGCUUGCUGCCAGUCACACGCUUAGCAGUAGAAGAUAUCUUGUGCUUAUCAGGUGGCUGUGAGUGAGAGGGAAGGGGGCCCAGCGUGAAGCCAGGUGGGACGGCUUCUGCGGGGCAGGACACCCCACUGGAGGAGGCAGGGGCGCGCUGUGCCGGCCUCAGCACCAGCUCUGGCUGCUGUGGUGGGAUCUCAGGUCAGUCACUUUGCCUUUUUGGCCUCAGCUUUCUCAUCUGUACAUCAUGGAUUUGGGAUUAAAGGAUUUCUGAAGAUUUUACUCAUUCUGAGAUUAUGGUCCCUGGAAAACUUUAGGGAAAAGGGAGCUUCUUCUCUUCAUUAUUUUAACAUACUUGAUCUUUUAUGUUCUUUGGUAGGGAGAGAUGAUAGGUAGUUAGAGAAGAAGCAGCUCAGUGAAAAAGCUGAAAGACUUGUGGAAAAAUAAGUUAAAUCGACCCACUGUGACUCCAGGGACCUGGGGAGACUUUGAUGCCCGUGUUUUUGAUUACACAUCUCUUCUCUCAGAGUGAAGAUGUGCAGUUCUAAGGAAUUACGCCCAAUGGCAGAAUUGGCAAGGGGCAGGGAACUGUCCAGCAGAGAAGCUGCUGAAACCCUUCAGGGAACAUUCCAUUCCGCCAGGGCCUGGCUGUCACGCUGUGCUCUGCAGCACAUCCGGUGCCAAGGAGGGGAGUAGCGAACAUUGACCUUGUCCCCAAGGAGCUUACACGCAGGGAGGUCAGCACAAACACUGGAAUUUCUAGGACUCUGCUAUCGAAAAACACAAUUGCUGGCACAUGGGUUCAGAAGACAGAGAAGGAAAAGAGCUGUAAAGAGUUGGGUGGGCUGAGGUUUGAAAUGGGCUUUAAUUAUGACUGGACACAAUUUGGUGACAAAUGGGUGAAAUUUCAAGCAGAAGAGGUAGAUGAGCAAAAAGGGGUGUGCAGUCUUUGCGAAGAGAAGGGGGAGGGAGUGGCAAGGGAAUAGGACAGAGAGGAGGAGGAGGGAGAGGAAGCCAGAGAUAAGGAGCCGGGGGGGAAGAAAAGGGCAGAAACAAAUGUGAAGGAGAUUCUGAAGACAAGCCACUGUGGUGGUCCAGGUGGUUCCAUGGUGCCGAGCCAAGCCAGGGGCUUGGAAUUUAGUCUGGGAGGAGGGUGCUGGGUAUGGAUGAGGAAGGAGAGGAAUGGAGAGGGGAGAAACGGGAAGGUACUUCACACUGAUUAAGCAAGCUCCUCACAGGGCUAUGACUUCUCCCUUCUCAGAAGGAGGUGCCCUGUGGCAUGCCUCUAGGCCUAGAGUUAAAGAGCUGGAGCCAUUAGGAGCAGCAAGGGGCUGCCUCCGCACUUGUCUGGUUACUUCUGGUUACUUCUCCCUCAGGGUAAGUCCUCAUGAGGGAUCAUCUCUGCCCAUGGAGCUGCUUCCACUGCCCUUAGGCUGGUGUAGGAGGAAGGCUGUGUACCAGAGGUAGAUCUUGCUCCUAGUCCACCAGCAAAACACAUCCAGUUAUUUCUAUGCCUGAGUCUCCCUUCCCCACACUGAUCUCUUUAUUCCCCUACUACCUAGAAAUGGAAGGGAGACAAUGGGGUGGGAAAUAGAGUUUUUCGAAAGGUGUUUUUUGGAUAAGACAAAGGCCUCUUAGAGCAGAGCUGGCUAUUGGAAUGGUUUCCUUUUGUUAUUUAAUGCCGGGGCUUUCACACAGGAGUUUAGCCCAGCUUUUAAGUCUUCAGUAUCAAAUAAUAGUUGGUGUCACAUCCCUGCUGAAAUACAGCCAUGAAAAUGUUUCUUAGUGAUAGAUUUAGGUUGUACUCCUUAAGAAAAGCCCAAAUGUCAAGAAUUGCUUCCCACUGGUACACUUUAUUGGGGAGAAGGGCGUCUCAAAUAGAAGGAUGGUUGGUCUGUCUAGAAAUGGUAAGAAUACUACAGGUUAAAGGCAGUGGUGGUCUGGACUAAAUGACCCCCGAAACUCAGAUUUUAUGGUGUUUUCAAUCUCUGGCUGAGUGCAAGUUCCUCCCUCUCCCUUUGUGCCUCCUUGGGGACCUGGGCUAUUUUCUCCUCUGUGAAAGAGAACGGAUACAUCCAUUAUGAAAACCAAUUGAUAUAAUUUGAGCCUGCAUGCAGGUAAAAACUAAAUUAAGAAGGUUUAUAAAAUCUAUCCUUCUGGCUUAACAAGCCUGAUUCUCAAAGUGGCCUCUCAGACCCUGGCUGAGGGAUGGUGGUCAGGGGUUGCAGAGGGACCUGCACAGCUGCUGAGGAGGCUGUGGGACAGGAGGCGCUAUCACUGUCUACCUCUUCCAUCCACGCACCUGUGUGCAGGUGUGAGAAGGGCACCGUGCUGCAAAGAAGGGUCCUUUCCACCCUCUGCGGGUUGCUGCCGGCUCCCCGAUGCCUGCCUCUGAGGCCUGACCCUGGGGCUGGGGAGUGUGCUGGCCUCACCUCUGGAGGAUACUGCCUCAGUGUUACAGCCUGACCCCCCACCUUGUCAUCACUGCCUACUACAGACCAGAGGGGACGGCCACAGAGACUCUGCAACCAUGGGCUCUGCCCUUCUUCCUUCUGCCUGUGUAUCUGUGAAAAACUUCUUUUUUUUUUUUUUUAAAUGGAGAAAGCUACCUUGACUUCUCAGAGAGUUGAAUGGGGUCAGGGGACAGAAUCUAUAUUUUUUAGGUAUGGGCACUUACCCAUAUUCAAAAAGAUUUGAGGAGGCUGGCAGAAUGGAGCUGGGAGAAGAAAACCCUCCCUUGGGAGGAAGCUGUCCUGUGCAUGCUGGCCAGGCUGCCUCUUUGAUUAGGGACAAUGGAAACCGGCCUGAGGGCACGGGUGAAAGCAGUUGAGUGUAGAGGAGGCACUGCAGCAGAAGCCAGAGGACACAGGAGCCAGUGAAGACACACAAUAAGUCAGAAAGGAGGGAUCUUUGCAGCCCCAAAAGUAGAAAUUCUUACCAUCUACUGCAGAGGGCAAAAGUUGAAAAUUGGUCUGAUUUCUAUCUAAAUGUGCUUACAUAUUCGUGUUUUGUUAAAUACUUCUGUAACCUGCGUGUCUCACAUAAAUGCAGCUUUCUUUAGUUUUGGAAAUAAAUCACAUGAAUCCUGAAUAGUAGUCUUUAAUAAUUUGCUUAGUUGUAGGGCAGUGUUGUGUUUUCAGAAGGCAAGUGUAUUUGCUAGAAGAGUGAGCUGGGAGGUGUGAACCACAUCGUCACAUCUGCUGUAAGCCUAGCCAUUCAUAAUACGGAGUUACAGUUAGGACACGUCGCAUUGAAGAGCUACCAUCGAAUGUGCGCUCAUCAAAUGCCUGGCAGCGUCCUCGGUGCUUCACCUGCCAUAGCCGACAGUGGCUGACCUCCCAUGCCUGUUGCCUUUUCUUUCUGUUGGAUCAGGGAUACACUGCCAUGUGUGUUAAGAAAAGCUGGCCUUACCUACAGGGCUGGCCAGUCCCGGUCACAUUUCUAGUAAGCCAUUGCCUUACAUAAGGGUAACGGCAUGGGACGCUAUCUUAGCCAAUGUGAUAAAAGUGGACAUGAGGUGAGAGGCUUCAGAGAGAGGUUUUAAAAAAGAGACAAAAGCAGGACGUUGCCUCUCUUCCUCCUCUCCACGUGUCCUACCCGGAUGUGAAGCCAAAACAGAUGCAGGCUUACUGCAACCAUGGGGAACCCAGCAUAAGCACAGAUUCAACAGCAGAAGAGUGGCAGAGGGAGAAGGUGAAAGGAACCUAGGUUUUCCUGUCCUUGUUGAGUCAUUCAAUUAAAAAUCCCUGGAAUUUUCCUCUCUCUGGCAGUGUGUUUUGUGGGAUAAUGAGUUGCCUUAUUGGGGUUGGCUUGCUAAUCGGGAUGUUUCGCUCCCAUCAACAUCCAUACGCUUGCUCUGUGAACCAAUGACCUGAUGAGGUAGUAUUAGCACCACCAUCAUUAUGCUGAGGAUGAGAUUUAUGGCACAGUGGUUCAGUAGCUUGCCCAAGGCCAUGCGGCUGGUAGGUUCUGGAGGAGGGCUCAGGGCACCCCCUGAGCUACCCCUGCUGGCCAUUGCACCACCCCAUAAAGCUGCUGGCAGUCACUUCUCUGAGGGGUUAGCAUGUAAGAAAUGUCCUCCUGAAUGCUGGCCAGACAAAUGGAAAUCUGCCAGGGUUGGGUACCCCCAUGACAGCAGCCAGCCUGCCCUCUUAGUCCCUGACAGCUGCAGUGACAGCAUCUGUGAUUGCAAAGCGUGACAAUUUAUAUCUCUCAUUUCAUCACACCAUCUAUCAGCAGACAGUCAGGCUUUAAAAAUCAAUCCCACACUGACUCAGUCCCCAGCAGAGAUGGCCUCUGACAACAGUAUCCACACUGCAGGCUGGACAAGGGCCCUAUUAAUUUUGAGACUCAGCCAAAUUUCCUUCUGACCCUAAGCUGGUGAAUCCCUGCUCCUUUGCUUUGGUUGGGGUUGGUGUGAGCUAAGGCUGUGAUCCCAUUUGUUCCUAUGGCCUCCAGGUGGCCUGGGCCUCCAUGAAUGGGCCACAUGGUCAUACUGAAUGCUUGAUUACACUCAGACCUAGCAGUCGUCUGGGCGCAGCUGGUUUAUGGAUCACUUUGUCACAAUGUUCCAUCCUUCCAGGUCCCCAUCCCCGCGGUGGGAAAACAUUGCUUUAGGCAGUGCUAGAGGACUUCAGCAGGCAUUGGCAGCUUCUGGAUUCAGGAUUAGAACCAAGAAGGAGGAGUCACAGCAAAGAUAGGAACAGAAGGCAGAGAGAACAGACAGAUGGGGGUGUUUGAGAAGGAGGGCCUUUGAGACCUCAGGGAGUGGGAGACACUGGCUCGAGAAUAAUAAUAAUGGCAAUUUCUCUCAUCUGUGUUUUCAGGGCAUGGACUGGAACUCCCAAUACCCCUGACAUGGGCUGAGUCAACGUGGUCACGAACAUGUGACAGUCAGCGUGUAAUGUGGAUGAGGCAUCGAUCCAUGUGAGCACAUUUCUCUGGUUGCUGGUUUCUUCUCUACAUUCCAGGAGGCAGCAGAAGUUGCAGAGAAGAGUGAGGCACGUUUGAAAAAGGCUGAAAAAUGUUUCUGUCCAGGCAAGGGUGUGUGCUGAACGACUCAAGGAUUUUUUGGAGAGAAUUGGAGUGUCUCACCAGAGGAGACCACGUCUGAAGGGCUUUGCAUCCCUCCUUGGACAUGUCUAAUACCUAGCACUCAGAAAGCAUCCAGUAAAUAUUCGUGGAAAGAAAGGAGUGGAGAAAGGGAGAAAGGGGAAAGGGAGUAGGGGAGAGAGAAGAAAGACUGCUUCUUGCCCAGGGCCUGGCAUGGGGCGGAGGCAAAGCAGUGGGGUCCUCAGCUAUGUCCCACUGUGAGUGCACAGCGAGUCCUGACCUUCAGAGGGUGCCGCCCGAGGGGCCCUGGCCUGUCUGAAGGGUGCACCAGCCGAGUGGCCUGCUCUGACCACCAGGCUCACCCAUGACUACCUGGGUGGCUACAGCGAGUUCCUGACAAUGAGUACAGCACUCAGUUAUUGGGGCCCUUCCACCCACACGCUGUCCACUUCCUGGGGCACUGCUGUGGGCAUGCGAGUGCUUGCUCCCCGGGGCACUGCUGUGGGCAUGCGAGUGCUUGCUCCCCGGGGCACUGCUGUGGGCAUGCGAGUGCUUGCUCCCCGGGGCACUGCUGUGGGCAUGCGAGUGCUUGCUCCCCGGGGCACUGCUGUGGGCAUGCGAGUGCUUGCUCCCCGGGGCACUGCUGUGGGCAUGCGAGUGCUUGCUCCCCGGGGCACUGCUGUGGGCAUGCGAGUGCUUGCUCCCCGGGGCACUGCUGUGGGCAUGCGAGUGCUUGCUCCCCGGGGCACUGCUGUGGGCAUGCGAGUGCUUGCUCCCCGGGGCACUGCUGUGGGCAUGCGAGUGCUUGCUCCCCGGGGCACUGCUGUGGGCAUGCGAGUGCUUGCUCCCCGGGGCACUGCUGUGGGCAUGCGAGUGCUUGCUCCCCGGGGCACUGCUGUGGGCAUGCGAGUGCUUGCUCCCCGGGGCACUGCUGUGGGCAUGCGAGUGCUUGCUCCCCGGGGCACUGCUGUGGGCAUGCGAGUGCUUGCUCCCCGGGGCACUGCUGUGGGCAUGCGAGUGCUUGCUCCCCGGGGCACUGCUGUGGGCAUGCGAGUGCUUGCUCCCCGGGGCACUGCUGUGGGCAUGCGAGUGCUUGCUCCCCGGGGCACUGCUGUGGGCAUGCGAGUGCUUGCUCCCCGGGGCACUGCUGUGGGCAUGCGAGUGCUUGCUCCCCGGGGCACUGCUGUGGGCAUGCGAGUGCUUGCUCCCCGGGGCACUGCUGUGGGCAUGCGAGUGCUUGCUCCCCGGGGCACUGCUGUGGGCAUGCGAGUGCUUGCUCCCCGGGGCACUGCUGUGGGCAUGCGAGUGCUUGCUCCCCGGGGCACUGCUGUGGGCAUGCGAGUGCUUGCUCCCCGGGGCACUGCUGUGGGCAUGCGAGUGCUUGCUCCCCGGGGCACUGCUGUGGGCAUGCGAGUGCUUGCUCCCCAGCUCCACUAGUGACACUGGCGGCCCCUCGCUGGGGCCUUCCCCGCCUGCUCCGCUCCAUUACCGCUGCCGGGCUCCUCACGUCUCUCCUUGCUGCUUCCUGCACUGGGGUGAGGAGAGUGGGGCUGGUGCCCUUGAGACCGGAGAAGCUCCAGGCUUUUAAGGAAAACUGCCAGGGACGAAGAGAAGAUAUCACUUCCCCAUGUGGUUGGCUUCCAGAUUCAGAAGGAAUGUCUGUCCUUGUGGAUUCUGCACCAGAUGACCCCAGAUGCUGCCUCAGUACUAGGUCCCUGUGGCUCUGGAGCCUUUGCUGGGUCUGGGCAGCGUCUCUUCCUCUCCAGUUCAUCCUUGGGUCUCUUCACCCUUGCCAGGGGCAGGCUUCCUGGUGAGAGGUCGACCUCCUGCAUGAAGGCUCUCAAGAGGCCAGUUCAAAGCCAAGCUCCGGGUCUGUGCCUAUGGGGCUGCUCCUCGAUCAGGAGAUGGUCACUCCCCUCCUGGUCUAUACCCGUGGAAUUCUCCUCCAUCUGGAGAUGGUCACUCUCCCUCCUGGUCUAUACCCAUGGAAUUCUCCUCCAUCAGGAGAUGGUCACUCCCCUCCUGGUCUAUACCCGUGGAAUUCUCCUCCAUCUGGAGAUGGUCACUCCCCUCCUGGUCUAUACCCGUGGGAUUCUCCUCCAUCUGGAGAUGGUCACUCCCCUCCUGGUCUAUACCUGUGGGGCUGCUCCUCCAUCAGGAGGUGGUCACUCCCCCUCCUGGUCUAUACCCGUGGGGCUGCUCCUCCAUCAGGAGAUGGUCACUCUCCCUCCUGGUCUAUACCCGUGGGAUUCUCCUCCAUCUGGAGAUGGUCACUCUCCCUCCUGGUCUAUACGCGUGGGGUUCUCCUCAAUCAGGAGGUGGUCACUCCCCUGCUGGUCUAUACCCGUGGGAUUCUCCUCCCUCAGAAGAUGGUCACUCUCCCUCCUGGUCUAUACCCAUGGGAUUCUCCUCCCUCAGAAGAUGGUCACUCCCCCUCCUGGUCUACACCCGUGGGGCUGCUCCUCCAUCAGGAGGUGGUCACUUUCCCUCUCGGCUGCUCAGUCCAAAAACAACCUCUCUGGAAAA
Molecule: messenger RNA, 11959 nt
Organism: Pan troglodytes (chimpanzee)
Lineage: Eukaryota; Metazoa; Chordata; Mammalia; Primates; Hominidae
Exons: 3
Coding region: 9833-10870 (345 amino acids)
Source: RefSeq, a predicted model, not a curated record